This is a messenger RNA of Lactuca virosa, 1850 nucleotides long. The record is from the annotation of a GenBank genome assembly. NCBI's taxonomy places the organism in Eukaryota, Viridiplantae, Streptophyta, Magnoliopsida, Asterales, Asteraceae.
CCUUACUUUCUCGUCUCCUUUUUCACCAUUCCAACAUUCCCUUCAUUCUUCAUUCUCUUUGUUUAUGUGUUUUCCGUAUAAAAAGCUUCCCCUUUCUCUAUUCUUUUCAAAACCCCACUUCAAUUUCAUCUUUCUGUUUUGUAUUUCCUGUUUAAAUCCUAAACCCAUGUGGUAUUUGGUUUAAGUUCAAAAUCCCAUGUCAAUUAUGCAAAAAUCUUGAACACCCAUCUCAGAUUUGUCGUUAAAUUAUUGAAAUACGAUGGUUGGGAGUGGUAUAUCGGAGGUGAUCACUAGCAAUGGUUGUUCAAAGAUGUAUUCAGAUAUAAAUUGUACAUUGAAUACUAAUUCUUCCAGAGAUCUUCAUCUUCAACCUCCACGUCCUCCUCUUCUUCGUUCUACCUCGAAUUCCCCAUUUUCUGGUCUUGUUAUUUGUGUUACUGGUCUAUCCAAAGAAGCAAGAAAACAAGUGAUGCAUGCAACUGAGAGAUUGGGUGGUCAAUUUAGUUCCCAUUUACAUCCAAAGUUUAAUCUAAAAAACUCUUUUUGGGAAAGGAAAUGGAGAGAGUAUAUGAUCUUGAUGAGUAACUUAACGAAUAUCUACAGCUUCCAUGAACGUAAAUCUGAGUAUGCAUCAAAGCACGAUCUCUUCAUCGUUACACUUGGAUGGUUUGUUGAUAGCGUAAGAAAAAACGUGAGAUUGAACGAAUCAUUAUACGGUGUUAAGAAUUUUGGAGAGGAUUAUAUGGCGAAGAAGGAUCUAAACCGAAAUUCUUGUCUUCCUAAUGCUAUGGUGGAUAAUGUUAAAGAAUCUAAAUUGAUACAAAGAUCAAGAUUACAUUUAGAAGAAAAGAAAAGAAGAGGUUCAAUGUUUUCGGGUGAAAGCGUGUAUGUUGAUCCCGAUGUUUCGGGUGAGCUGAGGAACAAGGUUGUGGAGGCUGCUAGGGAGGAAGGUGGUUUGCUAGUGAAUGAAUGGUUGGUUGGUCAACAUGCAACUCAUGUGGUAUGUGAAGCUUCUUCGGUUGGAAAGUAUCUCGGUCAAUCCAACAAUAAUCUUGUUACUCCUGUAUGGUUUCUGAAGACUGUGAAGGAGGCAAGGACACAGAGGCUUGUCCAUUUGUCUGCUGACUUGGCACGCCACCUAGGAAUGACGAUGCGGAAUGUUCCAGGUGGCAAUGAUCAAAAGGAUGGAAAUAUCAUGAAAUCUAGCCAUAAAGAAAAUCAAAACAUUGCAAUGCAUGCUAAAAUGAGAGUUAGGAAUCGCCGUGCCCAGGCGAUAAAACCAUCAGCUCCAAACGUCCUUCUGGAUUCAAUAAACUGGAUCAUGUCAGAGCCAUCAUCAACCGCAUAUAUCUGUAACAACAACUCAUUCAGUAUUGAUGAUGCCAACACAUCUGUUCCAGAUGCUUGUUUCGUGAACUUCUUGCAACCACUCUCGGAAAGGGAAAAGAAUGAGUUGAUUUUUGGGAACCAUUUCAUUACAAUAUUGUUUCCAGUGGACCGGUUUGGGGAGAUGGGCCCGUGUUCGAGGACGUUCUUCAGUAACACAGGCUUCACAUGUUGGCAGCUAUUACAUCACGUCUUUACCUUUUAUCAGGAGAAGAUGUCAACAUCCGAGAUAGAGUUAGCCAUCCACACUGAUUCCCGCCAUGCUGAACGGCUACGGUCAAACUACUCCACCAAAGAAGCUGUGGAAGUCAAACGCAUUGACUUCUUAGGGAGUCGAAGAAGGUUUCAAAUGCUCAAGCGUGUAUCCGGGGACCACAAUAAAAAUGUAUACGAGUUGUUGACCAGAUCAUAGUUCUUGUUCCAAUUUGACCUCAUUUAUGAGAACAAGACUUAUUCUAGUAAGC